AUGCCGCGGCGUCAAACAUUCGACAGAGAUGAAGGCAGGUUGCCUGCAGGAAUGAAACGUGUCGGAUACGAUUCUGACACGGGAGUCUACACAUUCCAGGCUGCCGAUGGCACGCUCUGGGAGAUGUCCCCGGGGACGGAGUAUGGGCAGUUGAAGAGAGCCGGGGGCAACCUGCGGGCAGACUCAGACUUCCGGCGGAGGAACCUGCAGUUCUUCGGGACUGCCCAUACUGUGGAGUCGUCUACAGAGGUCGAUGGAGAGCACGAUUCGGGUCCUGAAGACCUAGAUGAUAUCGUGCCUCUUCCACGAUACGAGACUUCACGAUACGUGCCUCCAGCGCGAUACCAGUAUCCACGAUACGUGGAUACUCGUCGCGCUACAGCGCCUCCGCGUGUCACUGAUGUACUUCAGAGACGCUCAUCACGUCUUGAAUCUCUCAGACAGCGAGUCAAGUCUGUAAAGACCUCGCUCGUUGGAAGUGUCAACAAGACACUGGAAGAGGUCAAGUCUGCCUUCAGAAACACCUAG
This is a messenger RNA of Fusarium poae, 528 nucleotides long. RefSeq lists its product as uncharacterized. The transcript has a single exon. The coding region runs from base 1 to 528 and encodes 175 amino acids. NCBI's taxonomy places the organism in Eukaryota, Fungi, Ascomycota, Sordariomycetes, Hypocreales, Nectriaceae. The record is from RefSeq and is a predicted model, not a curated record.